This is a messenger RNA of Acanthosepion pharaonis, 762 nucleotides long. The record is from the annotation of a GenBank genome assembly. NCBI's taxonomy places the organism in Eukaryota, Metazoa, Mollusca, Cephalopoda, Sepiida, Sepiidae.
AUGGUGGAAUAUAUGGACUGUCCGCCGCUUUUUGUGCUACGACUUCUUUUUCGUCUUCUUUUUUUCUUCUUUCUUUUUUUUCUUUCUUUUUUCUUUUUUUUAUUCUGUCUUCUUUCUUCUUUCUUUUUCGUCAUCAUUCUGCUUCUAUCUUCUUCUUUCCUGUUUGUUUUUCUUCUUCUUUUUUCUUUUUCUUCUAUUUUAUUCUUUCUUCUCUAUUUUCUUCUAUUUCUUUUUUCUUCUACUUUCUUCUUAUUAUUUUUUCUUCUUUCUUUUUUCUUCCCUCUACUUUCUUCGUUUUCUUUCUUCUUUUCAUUCUUUGUUUUUUUUUCUUCUUUCUUCUUUGGUCUUUUCUUCUUUCUUCUUCUAUCUUCAUCUUCUUUGUUCUUUCUUUUUCUUCUACUUUCUUUUUCUCCUUUCUUCUUUUACCUUUUCUUUCUUUUUCUUCUUCUUUUUUCUUCCCUCUUCUUUCGUCUUCUAACCUUUUCGUAUUCUUUCUUUUAUCUUUGUUCUUCUUUUUCUUCUUUGUUUUUCUUCUUCUAUCUUUUUCUUCUAUCUUUUUUUCUUCCUCUAUCUUCUUUGUUAUUUCUUUUCUUCUAUUUUCUUUUUUUUUCUACUUACUUCUUUUACUUUCUUUUUUCUCCCCUCUUCUUUCUUUCUUCUAUCUUUUCGUCUUUUUUCUUCUAUCUUCUUUCAUCUUUCUUUUUCGUCUUCUUUUUUUUCUAUCUUUCUUCUUCUUCUUCUUCUUCUUCUUCUUCUUCUUAG